AUGUUGGUGUAACUGAAGUCUCAUAUUUGGACUGUGUGCGUCGAUAAGUGGUGAGUGCUUGUUGACAUCACGUUAAAGUUGUGAAGUUGAAACGGCAUCUUCGGGUGAUGGAGAAUCAGGAGGAGGUGCUUCAGUCACUUGAAGACUUCGCGAAAAUGAAGCCCAAGGAGAUACCAAAAGAAUUAGAAGAGUAUCUUGAAUACGUCGCAAAAACUGGUGACCCAGUGUAUCAGUGGUCUGCUGUGAAAUGUUUAUUCCGAGAAAAACUCUUAAAAGUUAUUACAGAUUUCUACGAGUCGUGUCCUACGUGCCCAAAUAACGAAUUUACACCGUGCCCAAAUGUAGAACCAUUUAAUUACGAGAAUAUGAAGGCGAGUUUACUGGAACGCCUAGAUUCUUUCUCUAGUGCACCGUUUACUAUUCAGAGAUUAUGCGAGUUGUUAACGACACCUACUAAAGAAUACACCAGAGUGGACAAGUUUAUGCGGGCAGUGGAGAAAAAUAUACUAGUUGUUAGUACAAAAGAACCGGGAAAUAGACGAUCAGAUGUUCAGUCUGAUUUCCUAAUGAAUGGGGUGAUGGAUGGAAGAGCACUUGAUAUUGGUGAAGCUAUUGAAACUGUGAGCAGUGAUGGCGUUAAUUUGUUGCAAACUGAAGAAAAUGAAGUGAAUGUAAGCAAUGGCAUUAGAAUAGAUGAGUUAGACAUGGAAAACCGAUCUGACAUCGAAAACACAAGUGAUGCUGUGUGGGAUAAAGACCAGAGAGAAAGCUCUGAUGCAGAAAAACAGAGUGCAAAAACCAGUGAGAAAAAUGGCAAAUUAGGCACAGAAAAUGAAAGUGGAAGGGAGUCACCAAAGAUUACUGGACAGAUUGAUGUAAAGGACGAAACGGGAGAAUCCCAACAGACCUUAAGUCACCUAAAGGACAAGGCAGAAAGUGAUCACAGUUGUGCUGCUCAAGAAAUAAGUAAUACAGUGACUGCACAUGAAGUAGCACAUGGACAGAAAACAGACAGCACGUCUGUUUUAAGUACAGCAAAUGUUACAGAAGCAGAACAGUCUCCAAAGGAAACGGAAAGUAAUUCUAGCCAGCUUGUAGAUUCAGUGCAUGUGGAGGAAGUAUCACACAGUGAAGAAAGGGAACAAGAGCUGACAGUGUCAUCAACAGGGAUUGUGCUGGAGGCAGAUGAGAAUGUAUCACAAGUUUCUGCUGUACCCGAAGAUGAAGACGAUGUACUGUCAAAUGAGUCGUACAGUCCAACACAGCCGGUAGAGACCCUAGUUCCAUCACCGCCAGCUGUUGUAAUUUCAGAGAUUGGAGUAGAUGAAGGAGAGGAAGUGGGAGACGAGGGCUCUGCAACUGUGGUGGUUAGUCCAGCUGUACCACAAGGGGACUCGACCACUCCAGGAGCUGCCGUGGAGGAAGUCGUCAUCGCAACUUCAGUUACUGGCUCAUCUCCCGACCAAGUGUUUAGGGAGACUGCAGUGGUAGAAGAAUUAGGUGCUGCCCCAUUGAGUACGCAGCAGGAGGUAGUACCACCAGCAGAGACACCAGUAGUUGAAGAAUUGGAGAAUGCAAUGGUGUCGGAGGUAGAGGAAACUGUAGAAAAUGUGAAAGUCCUGGCAGUAGAAGAGAUGCAGCCUCUUCCACUUCAGUCUUCAUCCUUGCAGCAACAGCAGCAGCCACAACAACAGCCACCCGGCUGCGAUGAAAGUAUGGAAGUGGAUGAACAGCUGCAGCUGCAGGAAGAAAUGUCCAUGGAUGGAGAUGAACCAAUGGACCAGACAGAAGAGAUGACCGGUGUUGUUACCGAAGUUGACAGUUAGUGUGGAACGUUAUUCUAAGCAGAAGUUCUUUGGCUUGCAUGCAACAAACUGUAUACUUUCUACGGGCUGUGUAACAUCAGACAACCAAGGCAUGAGAGAUAUGUGAAAAUAUCAGGGAACUGGGAAGACAUCAGUAAAUUAUUGUGAACAUUAGCCCGUCGAUUGUUUUUGUAGGUUGUUAACGUAGGCAUUGACUGUACAUGAGCAUUUUUUAAAGUUUCUUAAGUACAUAUGCAGCUGGCAAAUGGAGAAAAUGUUUAAUGGUUAUAAAUUUCUGUUUUUAAUCUGUUUUUUCCGUUCACAGAAUCUUCAUUAUGGAAGAGGAAAAUAUAUCCUAUGUUUUGUUUUCAAUGUCCUGUUUGUUAGUUGAAAUGGACAGAGUAUUUGUUUGUGAUUUUUGUAAAUAAUAAUAAACUUACUCAGUAAAAGCUACGUUAUUAAAGUAAUUUUUUUGAAAGAACAUCUAUUGCCACGAGACAAUUUUGCGCAAGGACAGCUUAGGAAAUUAGACUUUGAGCGUUUGCAUUUACAUAUUGUAUAUUUUGUAUGGAAUGUCAGUGGGAUAGUCAUUCCCUUCCAGUUCGAAAUAUUGUGUUAUUGACUUGAUACAUUGUGGUCUUUCAUUUAAAUCUCUUGUUUGUGGCCUUGCAAGUUCUUGCACAAUGAUGUAUUUCUCCACAAAGCGCUGCAGAUGUACGGAGUAGUAAAUAUAUUUCAGCUUAGUGUACACUUUUUGUCAUUAGCUGAAAGUGAAAGCAAUAGUACCUGAACUUCCUAAUUUAUACCAAUGAUAUAAACAUUUUGUACUCGCACCAAGUGAAGGACAAAUUUCAGAUCAACUCAUUUUGAAACUGCUGUGCAUUACUGAACCAUUGUUAAAGCAGUAAUAUAAAUUUCACACGUAUCAUGUAAACCAUUGUGUAUUUGUUUGGAUAUUGUAACGUUAAUAAGUAGGCUAUGACCAAUGGCAGACAUACUGGCAUAGGAUAUGUAUUUGGUCAUGUCAUAACAACUGAAAUGUUAUCCAGUAACCUCUUCACUGCAAUGUGUUCAUAAGUUACAAGGAAGAAUGUAUAUUUAUUACACGAAUAUUUGAGCUCAUUAAUUGUCGAACAAAAAUGUGUAUUUUAACCUUGUCAAGUUUUUACUUCGCAUUUUAAAAGACUGAAGGCUGGAACUAAGUACCCUAGGACAGGGAUUGUCAGUAGCCUGGCUAAAAAGUGUGUCAUGACUGUAAAUGUGUGAUGUCACUGAAAAAAUUUGAAACUGUACAUAACAGAUAAAUUCUAAAAAAGUGACAAUUGUGGCAGAAGUAGCAUGCUUGUUACCCCUUGUUUUCUUGUAAUACAGACAGCCUCACAGAUCAAGCAGACACAUGUAUCCAUAUAUUCACUUCAGAUUAAAAUAAAGUAUCUGUGUCAAGGCAGAAAACUAUUUUGUAUUAUAGAAUUAUGGAAAUAGCAAUAAAAACACCUGUUAAAUAAUUUGAAUCCAA
Schistocerca serialis cubense is the source of this 3321-nucleotide messenger RNA. RefSeq names its product serine/threonine-protein phosphatase 4 regulatory subunit 2-like. The record is from RefSeq and is a predicted model, not a curated record. Gene Ontology annotation, biological process: protein dephosphorylation. Gene Ontology annotation, cellular component: cytoplasm; nucleus; protein phosphatase 4 complex. NCBI's taxonomy places the organism in Eukaryota, Metazoa, Arthropoda, Insecta, Orthoptera, Acrididae. The coding region runs from base 108 to 1826 and encodes 572 amino acids. The transcript is spliced from 3 exons. Gene Ontology annotation, molecular function: protein phosphatase regulator activity.